UUUGGAAAUGGAGUGCUGCUCAGUAAAACGCAGCAGUGCAUCUGUUUACAAAUCUGAUGCUUUAUGGAAAAUGUUUUUGAACUGUUAGCUUUCUUGUUUUGCAUAGUUCAAAUAAACUAAUGCAACUUUUAUCUGUGCCUUUUUGUUUUACAUUGUAUCAGCCACAGUUCUGUGUUGUGGAGUCCAGAAGAUAUAAAAUCAUGUGUGGUUCAUGACAGUAGUACAUGUUGUUCGUUCUUGGGGUUUUUUUUUCCCUUUUCUUUUUUUAACUUUUUUUAAAAUGCUACGUAAUUAUUUCAAGAAAUUCCUUUUUGAUCAAUUCCCAAAUCUGCCAGCCUGUUGUAUCUCCUUAACUGGAAAAAUGAGAUGGGUGCUUGAACAGUUGCUUGGCUGAAGAGGAAAUAAAGGCAGAGCAGGAGGUGGUGGAGGGGAUGGACAUCUCCACUCGAUCCAAAGAUCCUGGCUCUGCUGAACGCGCAGCACAAAAACGGAAAUUUCCCAGCCCUCCACAUUCCUCCAACGGCCACUCACCCCAAGAUGCAUCAACAAGUCCUAUAAAAAAGAAAAAGAAGCCUGGUCUAUUGAACAGUAAUAAUAAAGAGCAGUCAGAACUAAGACAUGGUCCGUUUUACUAUAUGAAGCAGCCACUCACCACAGACCCUGUUGAUGUUGUACCACAGGAUGGACGGAAUGAUUUCUAUUGCUGGGUUUGUCAUCGGGAAGGCCAAGUCCUCUGCUGUGAACUCUGUCCUCGGGUUUAUCAUGCUAAGUGUCUGAAACUGACAGCCGAACCAGAGGGGGAUUGGUUUUGCCCAGAAUGUGAGAAAAUCACAGUUGCAGAAUGCAUAGAAACACAGAGUAAAGCAAUGACAAUGCUCACCAUUGAACAGCUAUCAUAUCUACUGAAGUUUGCACUACAGAAAAUGAAACAGCCAGGGACAGAGCCAUUUCAAAAGCCAGUUUCACUGGAUCAACACCCAGAUUAUGCAGAAUAUAUCUUUCAUCCAAUGGACCUUUGUACAUUAGAGAAGAAUGUUAAAAAGAAAAUGUACGGUUGCACUGAAGCAUUUUUGGCUGAUGCCAAAUGGAUUUUGCACAACUGCAUUAUUUACAAUGGGGGAAAUCACAAAUUGACACAAACAGCAAAAGUCAUCAUCAAAAUCUGUGAGCAUGAGAUGAAUGAAAUUGAAGUAUGUCCGGAAUGUUAUUUAGCUGCUUGCCAAAAACGCGAGAAUUGGUUUUGUGAGCCUUGUAGCAAUCCCCACCCUUUGGUCUGGGCUAAACUCAAAGGCUUUCCAUUCUGGCCUGCUAAAGCACUGAGGGAUAAAGAUGGGCAAGUCGAUGCCCGUUUCUUUGGCCAACAUGACAGGGCCUGGGUUCCAAUAAAUAAUUGCUACCUCAUGUCUAAAGAAAUUCCUUUUUCUGUGAAAAAGACUAAAAGCAUCUUCAAUAGUGCAAUGCAAGAAAUGGAGGUUUAUGUUGAUAACAUUCGUAGAAAAUUUGGAGUAUUUAAUUAUGCACCUUUCCGGACGCCAUAUACUCCCAACAAUCAAUACCAAAUGUUGUUAGACCCUGCAAACCCAGCUGCUGGAACUGCAAAGACAGACAAACAUGAGAAAAUCAAACUAAAUUUUGAUAUGACAGCAUCACCCAAGAUUCUGAUGAGCAAGUCCAUGCUGGGCAGUAGCACAGGUCGCAGGAUUUCACUGACAGAUAUGCCACGGUCACCAAUGAGUACAAACUCAUCAGUUCACACUGGCUCUGAUGUUGAACAGGAUGCAGAGAAAAAAGCAACUUCCAGUCAUUUUAGUGCCAGUGAAGAAUCCAUGGACUUCAUUGAGAAAAAUACAGCUUCUCCAGCACCAACAAGAACAGGUCAAUCAGGGAGCUUGUCAGGCAGCCCCAAACCUUUCUCUCCUCAAGCAUCAACGCCAAUUUCUGCUAAGCAAGAAAGAACUUCCACGCCAGGAAGCAUUCUGAAUCUUAACCUUGAUCGCAGCAAGGCCGAGAUGGAUCUGAAGGAGCUGAGUGAGUCGGUGCAGCAGCAGAGCACCCCCGUGCAGCUCAUCUCCCCCAAGCGCCAGAUCCGCAGCAGGUUCCAGCUCAACCUUGACAAGACCAUCGAGAGCUGCAAGGCACAACUGGGAAUAAAUGAAAUAUCUGAAGCUGUUUAUACUGCAGUAGAACACAGUGACUCUGAAGAUUCUGAAAAAUCUGAUACCAGUGACAGUGAAUAUAGCGAUGAGGAUCAGAAAUCAAAGAAUGAUCAAGAGGAUGGGGAGGACAAGGAAGGUGCAAGAAGUGACAAAGAAUCACUGAGCUUGAAAAAAAAACCUAAGCCUCCAGCACAGAAUGAAGACAAGGAGGAACUUAAAAGCACAAGUCCAGAAGUGGAGAAAACAGAAGAACCAGUCAAGGACAAGGCUGUUUCUGACACUGAAAAAGAAUUUUCUGAAAAGGGAAAGAGUUUACAGCAUCCUGCAAAAGAAAAGCUGAAAGGUAAAGAUGAAACAGACUCUCCAACUGUGCAUCUAGGACUGGACUCUGAUUCUGAGAGUGAACUUGUCAUCGAUCUAGGAGAUGAUCAUUGUGCUCGUGAAGGAAGGAAAAACAAGAAAGAAUCUAAAGAAUCUUCUCCUAAACAAGAUGUUGUAGGUAAAACUCCACCUUCCUCCAGUGCAAGCACCCAGCCUCUACCAGAAACUCCAGUGCUCACCCGCUCGGCAUCGCAGACCCCCCCAGCUGGUGUGACAGCAACCACCAGUGCUGCUUCUACUGUCAGUGCUCCCUCUGCUGCCACAGGGAGCCCUGUGAAAAAGCAGAGGCCUCUGCUGCCCAAGGAAACUGCCCCUGCUGUGCAGAGGGUGGUGUGGAAUUCUUCCAAUAAAUUCCAGACAUCAUCUCAGAAGUGGCACAUGCAGAAGGUACAGAGGCAGCAGCAGCAGAGCCAGCAGUCUCAGUCACAGCAGCCUCAGUCCUCUCAGGGGACAAGAUACCAGACAAGACAAGCAGUUAAAGCUGUGCAGCAAAAAGAGAUCACCCAGAGCACUUCCACAUCCACUAUAACCUUGGUCACAAGCACUCAGCCUAUUUCUAUGGUUACCAGCUCUGGAUCUGCAAGCACACUUUCUUCUUCACUCAACACAGACUUGCCCAUUGCAACAGCUUCAGCUGAUGUGGCUGCAGAUAUUGCUAAAUACACCAGCAAAAUGAUGGAUGCCAUCAAAGGAACAAUGACUGAAAUAUAUAAUGAUCUUUCAAAAAAUACUACUGGAAGUACAAUAGCUGAGAUUCGGCGUUUGAGGAUUGAGAUAGAAAAACUUCAAUGGUUACAUCAACAGGAACUUUCAGAAAUGAAACAUAAUCUAGAACUGACAAUGGCUGAAAUGCGUCAGAGCCUGGAACAGGAACGAGAUCGUUUGAUUGCUGAGGUGAAGAAGCAGCUGGAACUGGAAAAGCAACAAGCAGUGGAUGAGACCAAGAAGAAGCAAUGGUGUGCCAACUGCAAGAAAGAGGCCAUCUUUUAUUGCUGUUGGAAUACCAGCUACUGUGACUACCCCUGCCAACAAGCUCACUGGCCUGAGCAUAUGAAAUCUUGCACACAGUCAGCUACUGCGACACAGCAAGAAACAGAUACUGAAAUUAGCACAGAAACACUAAAUAAAUCCUCCCAGCCCAGUUCAAGUGUGCAGUCUACACCCACAGAAACAGCCAGCACUCCUAAGGAAAAGGAAGGUUCAGCUGAUAAAAGCAAAGAGAGUGUUACAGACCCAUCAGUGUAGCUUCUGGUCUGGAUCUUUCGAUACACGUUGCCUUCUGAUAAGCAAUACUGACUGCAGCACUUCCAAGCCCUUCUUGCCUGGGGGUUCAGAGGCCAAGCUCAAGACCUGCAUUCAAACCAACUUACUUUCUCACCACAGACUGCCAUUAGGGUACCACAAUGUUCCAUAACACUGAUACAACACUUCACCUGGAUCUACGGUUAACGCAGCAGUUUUGAAAUCCUCCAUAGCAUCUACUCUGAUAGUUUUCAGUAGGCAAGGAUGAGCAAAUGCUCUAAAAAAAGGGACUUAACAUUGCAUAUAUAGAAAAUGUUUAUAGAGAAGAUUCUGCUUUAUAGGUAGGGCUUGACUAUUAGCAAUUUUGGCAUCAGUUUUUUUCUGCCCUUGCAAGAUUUAUUAAAUGAAAAAUUUUAGUGGGGGGAGGGUGGGGCUGAUCCUUCAAACCCUUACACAUGAUCCUCCACAUCAGUAGGAGCCUUGUUGUAUUUUAAAAUAUUAAAAGCAAACUAAUUUUGUAGUAUUGUGAUUCCAGCAUGAUGUCUCAUCGAGAUAGUCCUGUAGAAUUGGGAAGCAUAGUAAUUUAGAGAGCUGUGUUCAUUUCUUGACACUUUUGCUACUGUCUGGUGUUAGAUCUCUGGGCUUGAAAUGUCAUCUAAGGGAGUAACUUGGGGAACAGAUUUGAAGGGGGGAAAAGGAGGUGCUGUUUCACUUACAUGUUUUGAUGAAGUUGGUUAAACUCUGGCUCACUCACCUAAUGUUUGUAUGCAUUGUUAUGGCAGCACAAGCUUUGUAUUACUGGGGGAAGUAGGGAAUGUGAGACCUAAAACCUGCCAGGGAAUAUUCCAGUUACACAGAUAUGGAAUUGCUUUUAUAUAGAUGUUCUACCUGAAACAUCAUGCUGUAUACAUUGAUCAUGUUCAUAAUUUGAAUUUUCUUUUAUUAACAAAGAAGUAACCCGUGAAUUCAUUAAGAUGCAAAUUUUUAACACAGAGAAAACAUCCAACAAAAAUUGCAUAUCAUAACAAUAAUAAUGUAACAACUAGGUGGAAUUUAUGUACAAGCUGAGGCUUCUACUGAGGUUGCCUGUGCUGUCUCUGCAGAUAGCAACAGGUGUGACAAGCACCCAGCCUAUAAAACUGGUCCAGGUACCGCAGACCACCACCUUUAUUCCAACUACUCAACCCACAAUUGUAAGUACAUUCAUAACUUAAAGUCUGCAGCAAUGCUGUUCCUGGCAUUAAAAUUGCUCAGUAUCUCUGGGGGGUUGUCUCCGUCUGCUGUUGUAUCAAGAGAUGAAUUCACUGGUAUAGUCUCAAAUUGCAGUGCAAAAUGCUUUAUUUUGCUGUGCAACAUUCCACCCUUUCAUUCCAUUCAUGAUUGCAAGGAUUCAGAAAUCGUUAAGUCUGGCAAAGGCACUGAGGACAGGCAGAGGCCAGUUCACAUUAUUGGUCUGUUUCAUGUAUAUACUCGACCACAACAUCAAUGUAAAUAUAUAGAAUUCAUUUUAAAUAUCUUUUAAAUAUUGUUUUGUCUAUGGUAUCCUAAAGAGAUUUAGAGAUUUAAUUAUUUCUGAGCUAUGCUUGAUAUUCCUGUGACAUCUCAGUACCUGUGAAAAAGAUUAUGCAUUUGUCAGCAGUGUCUCUCCCAUGCAGUCUUGCACAUUAGCAUAAAGAAAUGAGAAAUUGCAUUGGAAUCAGCCUGGGUUUUUUCCAUCAAAGGCUUAACCAAGGACAUCUGAAUUCCCUAGUGUCAGUCACAGUAGAUGGGACAAAAGUGAGUUGGAUUUUUGUAUUUUAUGCACCAUAUUAGCCUGUUGUUUCAGCUGUUUGUGCUCUGCAGUGCUCAUGUCAGAGCCAGCUACUGAGCUGGUGCUGCCCUGAUCACAGCACGUGCUCUGCCUCUGUGCUGGGUUCAGCAGGGAAGCCCACGUGUGGGUUACUUCAUUUCUGACUCAAAAGACGCUGUUAUAAACGAUGUGAUUUAACAGUGUACCUUACCCACACUGUGACUGUGAGGCCUGAUGUGCUAGUGAUGUUCCUCUGUCUCUCUCUUUCCCUGUGCACACCCCCAGCUGCAGGACACACCUGUGUGUGUUGGUGGAUACACGCUCAUGCACGAACAGUGCUUCACAGCCAUCAGAUUCCACACAAACACAGCUCUUGUGGGGAUGGAGACUUCCCACAUUCCUCAGCAUUUCAAUUCCACUUGGUCUCACCUGAGACCACUGUGCACCUUUGCAGCAUUGGCCCUGAGUUGCUUGGACUGAACUACCAUUAACAAGGUUUUGUAUGUGUUUUAAAAUCCAAUAGCAGACUUCUAAGACAUCAGGCUUCUUUUGUGAAUAGCUGCGAGGUUGUAAGAUCCUACGGUGGUUUUGUGUAAUAUUCAGAAAAAUGGCAGUUAUCCUCAUCUGUUUUCUGUAACACAGAGUGUGUUGAGUUAUGUAAAGCAGAAUUGGAAGGUGUGAAAGGUUUCCAACUUUAUUUGUGCAUGUUUAUAACUUUGUACACAUUUGCAUUAGUCUUGCACAGCUACAGACACCUCUGUAUUCUAAUGACUGCACGUGCAAUUUAAAUAAUUUUAAACCUUAGUGCAUGUUUAAUAUGUAUGCAAAAUGUACAUAUGUGUAAAACUGGCAGAGGUGGAAAACUUACCUCUCAGGGAAUGAUCUUAACCCAUUUAAGGAGUCUCACACAUUCCAUAUUCCGAUCGCGCUGAGAACUGAAAUCAAUUAAUUAAUUAAUUCCAUGUGUGUAAGUGUGUAUAUUUAAAAGGCAACUGUGGCAACCUUAAUUUCCCCAGCUCUAGUACUGACAGUGACUUACAUAAUGGCUUCUUUAGAAUUCAGUUUGCACUUUGUGUCCAACUAGGAACAACUUCCAUUGUAUCUUCUGGGUACCAUUUCCACUGAACCUUGUAAAGAUGUCUGAAAUCAUUACAAAAUGGCAGUAAUUUUGAAUUUAUUUAGCAAAUUAGUCCCAUGUUUGUUUUUUAUUCUUCCUGCAGUUAAAAUAAUGUAAAAAUAUGAACCCAUCUUCUUUGCAUUCCAGGGAAUGGAAUGAGUAGGCUUCUGGAAGGCACAGACUCAGUCACAAAGGAGCUGUAAUCCAUCUCAGCAGGGAUACUCAGAGUCUUUGUGGAAUAUCAUUAAGACACUCAUGUGGUUUCUUGAAUCAGUGUGGGGAAACAUUGGGCUUCACUGAACUUGUAUUUGUUCUUCCAUGUCCUCUCUGGAAUGUCACUACCAUUGGGGGAAGAUCUGUACAUCCCUUUCAGGUUCCUCAAAAUCUCACUCCCUGUUUCUUCCACAAGAUGUUGUGAACUGAAAUGGAUGCGUUUGUCUGAUCACCAGUUGUGCAUCACUGGAAUUGUGUUGGAACACACUUUACAGUUUGUAUGGUAGAGACAUUUCUAGACUUUCUCACGUUCUUGGAGGAAGGUUAAGAUACAGACUUUAGGUUCAAUAAAUCCUCUUACAGAUCUCCAGAGUGAUGUGACCUUGACCAGAUUGUUUAACAUUCUUGUGCCUUUGUCUCUGCAUCUGUAGAAUGAAUUACCACCUAUAGAGAUGUCCUGAAACUCCAUUUGUUGAGAUGUAUAAAUCAUGAUCAGUAUGAUGGAAGUGUAAAGUUUAUUCUAUAUUAAUAUUUUUACAGGGUGUGUAAGACAGUUCCCAGUAAUGCUGAUGUUUUUGCUAUUGAUUUGUGCAGAAGUUAACUUAAGUACUUUUUUUUUUGUUCAAAUGGAUGUUCUUUGUUCUCUUCUGUGUAGACUGAAUGCAUGGGGGGAAGCUCCUUUUGGGGAAAAAGAUUUAAGUAACGUGUAACGAGAAUAUACUUAUAAACAAGGGUAUUUUUGUACUCCAGUUUGAUUUGUCAGAACUUUUUCAAGUGACAAAGGAUUUUCUUAGCCCUUUUUCCUCUUCCCACAUAUUAGUUUGCAGAAAUACAUAACUGGAUGUAACUCUGAAACCCUCACCCUCCAAGCACAGGCAGUGUGUGCAGCCCCUAUAGCACCUCCUGUCCCUGUAAUUCUAGAGCAGUGAUGAGAUCACAGAAACUCUUGGCUAUAGGCAAGUAAUGCACUACUCCUCCCCUGGAAUGAGGUAAUACUGUGGUAAUAAAGGUAUUAUUAGUUCUUGCACAAAUUUGGAACUUGUUCUGGAUUUCCCCUGGAAAACAAACCUCUAUUUCUGUGGUCAUGUUUAUGUGACCUUUAACAUAACAAUCUGUUUCUCUUGGUUUUAAUCCACAGACCAUUCCUGUAGUGGUAAGUCCUUCUGCUGGGACAGUGGCAAUGAGAACUGGAGUUCAGUAUGUUCAGACCACAAUGCCAGUCCAAGUACGAAGAGUCUAACUGCUAACAAGAAGUUCAUACAAUUGUUGGAAUAAAAAAAGCUAAUAGAAAUGUGACAAAUAAACACAGUUCUUUGGAUUAACCUCAGAGGUUCAGACUUUAGCUUUGUGUAUGUGUACAAAGCAUUAAUUACACUACAUUAAUGUAAAGCAUUAGUGCUGGCUUAGAAAAGCUAAGGACAGGUAAGAUCCAUAUUAAAUCUAUGCUUCUUUUGUAAAUAAUGUACAAUUUGUGGAUGUCAUUAGAGUAUCAUCUCCUUUUUAUAUUUGUAUUGACUUUAACUUAUAAAGUGUGUUGGAAGUUGGAAAAGGAAGGUUCAAAAGAGCCUUACCACAACCUAAUGCUGAGAACUGGUCUUCGGAAACUGCAUCAAAUAAGCUGAUACAGAAAAUCUGAACAACUUUUUGCAUUUGGAGUGAAAAAAACUUCUGCACUUUGAAACUCUUGUGGAAUUUUUCUGAACAACCAAGAGAUGAAGGAUAUCUCUUUUCAGCUAACUCUAUUAGGCAAAUUAUGGACCUGAAAUCCAUAAAAAUGUAAACUGUUUUUCACAAUGACCAGGCUGACAACAACUAUUAAUGUUGUUUAAGGUUAAAAUUAUUUUAAAAUUUUAUUCAGUCUAAGAUCAGAAAAUUUGCAAGGUGUAAUAGCAGCUGGUUGUAGCAGGAUUUCUGAUUACUGGUAUCAAAGAUCAAGGAAAGUAAAGUUUGUUGCCAUGCUUCACAGUUUUCUUAUUUUUUAAAAAUCCUCCCAAAGGACUUUGAAGAAGAAUUAGGUGUGGAGAAAAACAUGCAUUGGGAAACAUGGGCAAAGGACUUUUGAUGCUGGGCCAGAGCAUGUAUUAUUUAUAUGAUGGAAUUUCUGUUUUCUGUAAGCAUGAAGCAGUGCAGUAUGAGAGGAAGAACCCCCUGGAGAUGCUGUCUGUUACACUGAGGCUGUAGUCCCAUUUUGUAUGUUGUGUAAAACGAAAGCAUUGAACAAAGCAAAGGUGAUGUAUGUAUAUGAGAAAAUUAACUGUAUGAUAUCAUUCCAGUACAUCCUGUUGUACAUUUUAGUCAUGUUGAUUUCUCCCAUUGUUUAUAUAAGAAUGCGGUUUGUACAGUCUCCAGCUAGUACCCAGAUUAGAGGGAAAAAAGUAUUAGAAUAAAAAGAAAAAAAGUGAGAACAGAAUAUUCAUUAAUUGCAGUUGUGUCAAAACUAGCCUAGCUGGCCUUAUUUGUGAAGCAUAAUUGCUUUUAGCAUAUGGAAGUAUUUUUUCACAUUUUCUUUGUAAAAAAUUUGUAUUAAACUUAAAUAUCUUUUUUGACAA
Serinus canaria (Common canary) is the source of this 9447-nucleotide messenger RNA. It is a transcript of the gene ZMYND8, whose product is annotated as zinc finger MYND-type containing 8. Bases 432 to 3782 code for a protein of 1116 amino acids. Gene Ontology annotation, molecular function: protein binding. The transcript has 21 exons. The record is from RefSeq and is a predicted model, not a curated record. Lineage: Eukaryota; Metazoa; Chordata; Aves; Passeriformes; Fringillidae. Gene Ontology annotation, biological process: regulation of DNA-templated transcription.